This is a messenger RNA of Penicillium egyptiacum, 1248 nucleotides long. NCBI's taxonomy places the organism in Eukaryota, Fungi, Ascomycota, Eurotiomycetes, Eurotiales, Aspergillaceae. The record is from the annotation of a GenBank genome assembly.
AUGGAGUGCGUGGGAAUGCGCAUGCCGUACACAAAAUGGCGCCUGAAUGCAUUCCGACAAUUGCUAGCGACUUCACAUGCUCAGACAGUCAGCCGGGGCAUUUCGACCUCGCGACGAAUCGACCAACUCAAUGAAACUACGCUGAAAACGAAGACGAACAAUUCGGCACCGGACUCUGUACUUCCUUCGCAGCGGCUCCCGCAGUCUCCUCUCCUCACACGUCCUCGCCAUGGGACUGAGAAGAAUCGCAAGAGACGCCCCACGACACAGGAGGAAGCCGACCUGCUCAAGAACCCAUGGGCCCUGAUACUGGCUUCGCCGGCACGUAUGUGCUCUGUAACUGGUGCCCGACUUCCAUCAGCCCUGCUGGGGACUUGGGGGCUUGUUAGACAACCAGAUUCAGACAAGCUUCAUAUGAUGCCUGUGGGUCUGCUGCAGGACUCGCUGCAAAGCAAUAAGACCAAGAAUCUCGGCUCAUCACCAAAGCCAACGAUUCCAAGCCAAUAUGAAGGCCUAGCUAUGGGGAUACAAGGCCAGGAAGAGCAUUCCUUGGAUGAAUCACCAAUUCCAACAUCCCCGGAUAAGCAGACUGGACGCCAGCUCGUGCUUCGCAUUGCUGAGCUUCUUCCACUCAUUCGAUCUAUUUCAGUGCCACUAUCCAAGAAGGGCGGGAAAAGAUCAUCCAUUAUGCGGCUGUUGCCGUUCCGAUGGAAGCAUCCCCAGGGCCCUGUGACGGCGCACGAAGAGAAAAAGAUCAUCUGGUCGGAGGAUACUCCGGAAUUCACAUUGCGGAGUAUGAGGGGUGUCGUUGUCAAGAAGCUGGGUGCAGUCCUCGAGAAGUACAAGCGCGUCGGCAUGUCCAAUGGGGUCUGGAGGGCUCUGGAUCUACCCGAGUACUCGGAUGCUGCGCUGACGGAGGCUCUGGGAAGUCUAGAGCGGUUCGAUCGGAUGGAAUGUGGUGGAGUCCUGCUUCUUGGCUCAGAGAAUUCUGCCGCUUCUGGUCAUACGUCUCAAUCGAGUGGCUCUUUGGACUCGGUGGCUCUCACGCAAACCGGCUCGAAGGUUCCUGUGUUUGAUCUGUCAGUGCUCUUUUCUGAGUCUGAUAUCAACAAACUCCGUGAAUCCCACGCCCAGUUCCAACACACUGCACUGUUCUUUAGACCAGAGGAUCAGCUCGGUGUUGAUGCGAUGAUAUCCCUCUGGAAAAUCAAACGACUUCUUCAUGGUGUUGAGCUGACAGAGCAAUGA